Molecule: messenger RNA, 599 nt
Organism: Phalacrocorax carbo (great cormorant)
Lineage: Eukaryota; Metazoa; Chordata; Aves; Suliformes; Phalacrocoracidae
Source: RefSeq, a predicted model, not a curated record
AUGGCAGCGCGCGGUGUUGGGGGGGGGGGGGGGCGCGAUGGCGGCGCGCGCCGCGCUGUGCCUGGCCGGGGCCGCGCUCUCGCUGUACGCGCUGCACGUGGAGCGGGCGCACGCGCGCGACCCCUCGUACCGCCCCGCGUGCGACCUGGGGCCCGCCGCCUCCUGCACGCGCGUCUUCGGCUCCCGGUGGGGCCGCGGGCUGGGGCUGGUGGAGCCGCUGCUGGGCCGCGACAGCGCCGCCAACGUCCCCAACGGCGCCAUCGGGGUCCUCUUCUACCUGCUGCAGGGGCUGCUGGGAGCAGUGCCGGGGCGGGGAGCGGCGGCGGUGCUGCUGGGGACGUCGGUGGCCUCGGCGGUGGCCUCGCUGUGGCUGGCGGGGGUGCUGCUCUUCGGCCUGCAGGACUUGUGCCUCGUCUGCAUCACCACGUACCUCCUCAACGGCGGCCUCCUCGCCCUCAACUGGCGCUGCUGGCGGCGGCUCCGCCACCUGAAAAGUGCCUGAAACGCACCCAAAAAAUGUUGGGUGGGGGCACAGGGACACCCCGGCGGCUGGGGGUGCUCCUCCUUCCCCCCCAAACAUGGCAGUUGUGAGCGAGGGA